CAAACGCAAAACCCUAAUUCUUUUUCUCCUUCAUAUUUAUACGCUCGCUCCUCUUGGUGCUUUUCUACUGCCGCGGCGAGACCUGCUCAUUUUCUCUCUCUCUCUCUCUCUCUCUCUCUCUGUCUUUGGAGCAUCGGAGUCGCAGCCUGUUCAGGAUCGGAGAAUGGAAUCCACAGUGAAGCAUGCUCUUGUGGUGAAGGUCAUGGGCCGGACUGGGUCUAGGGGACAGGUUACUCAAGUGAGAGUCAAGUUUUUGGAUGAUCAGAAUCGGUUCAUCAUGAGGAAUGUCAAGGGACCAGUGAGGGAGGGUGAUAUCCUUACCUUGCUCGAGUCUGAGAGGGAAGCAAGAAGGUUGCGGUGAUUUUCUGUUGCCUCCUACUGCUGUUUUGCUAAGAAGCGCACGACUGUUAUCUCUGUUGGUCAAUGACAGUUGUGUUGCCGAUGCAUGCUGUUACUUUUCAAUGUUUCGUGUUGUUAGUAGUAACUUCCCUGACUUUAUUUUUGUGAUGGAAUUUCUAGUCUGUCUGAUUAAUACUUGAAUUAUCUAUUUUAUAUCAAUGAAUAUUUUAGCUAAUUUUUUUUCA
Messenger RNA from Rosa rugosa (rugosa rose), 584 nucleotides. Its product is annotated as small ribosomal subunit protein eS28. Gene Ontology annotation, cellular component: cytosolic small ribosomal subunit; ribosome. NCBI's taxonomy places the organism in Eukaryota, Viridiplantae, Streptophyta, Magnoliopsida, Rosales, Rosaceae. Gene Ontology annotation, biological process: maturation of SSU-rRNA; ribosomal small subunit assembly; translation. The record is from RefSeq and is a predicted model, not a curated record. The coding region runs from base 164 to 361 and encodes 65 amino acids. The transcript has 2 exons. Gene Ontology annotation, molecular function: structural constituent of ribosome.